Sabethes cyaneus is the source of this 1503-nucleotide messenger RNA. RefSeq names its product putative trypsin-6. The transcript has 4 exons. Gene Ontology annotation, molecular function: serine-type endopeptidase activity. Bases 320 to 1234 code for a protein of 304 amino acids. The record is from RefSeq and is a predicted model, not a curated record. Gene Ontology annotation, biological process: proteolysis. NCBI's taxonomy places the organism in Eukaryota, Metazoa, Arthropoda, Insecta, Diptera, Culicidae.
CGCUGGAGUUUUCGAUUAAUUGAACUUCAAAAUAACAUUUGUGUAUCUGUUGUAAUCCAAUUUACCGUUUAUCGUACCAGUUUAAAUAACAUAAACAUGAACACACGUACCUCAAGCUAACGAAACGACGCUUGUUUGUACAGUUGCUUUUAAAGUACGAAUGAUUUUUGUAAUUUUCGAUGAAACAAUAAGCACUUUCAUUCAUUGAACGCUUGAUCGUCAACUCAAAACUUCCAAAGCGAUGUUUGGAAUUUCGGUUCCCCGGUGAUAUAAACAGAGUGAACUCAAGUCCAGGAAUUGCCCGCUGCCCAAAGCAGCAAUGAUUACGUCCAUGUUACUUCAAUCAGUGGUGUUCCUUGUUAUUCUGCGCGUCAGGAUUUCGAUUUGUUGGCCAAUCGUGAAUGGAAUAGUUCCAAGAGCAACUGAUCAGUUUAAAUUUGCCGUAUCGCUACAGCAUGCCAACCAGGCUAGUGGUCUGUCACACUUUUGCGGUGGAACGUAUAUUGGCAACGGAUGGAUUGUAACUGCGAACCACUGCGUCGUUGGGUUUGAAAUCGGAACGAUAUAUGCGUUUGUAGGAGGACUGUCUCUAAACAAGAGCAGCCACAAUCACCUGUAUUUAGUUGAAGAAAAGAUUUCUCAUCCUGACUAUAAUCGAAUCUCAUUGGCUGGAGAUAUAGCAUUGCUUCGUUUGGAGUCUUGGAACGAUAGUUUCCAUGUGUUAGACGACACGAUCGAAGAAACACUCUCAUUACCUUCGAAAGCACUCACCGGAGAAUAUAAUUCACACGUUUUGAACCUAAUCGGUGAUUCCGGACAGGAAAAGGAAGCCACGGAAGACGAGUUUGGAUCAGAAGAGUGCCUAAUCUAUGGUUACGGUUCUGCCACGUUCUACGGUGCGGGUAGCGAUGACUUGCAGUUCGGGCCGGUGCAACCUCUUGGCCACAAAGAUUGCACGGACAUGCUGGGCCCGGUAGUAGCUCCUUCGCGAGCGGAUUCGGGAAUGUUUUGCGCUAUUGGCUAUGCCGAUGCUUGCCGGGGAGAUUCCGGUGGAGGAUUAGUGUGCCGACCUCGACUGUCCACGCCGUGGGAAAUGUCUCUCGAGAGAAACAGCUCGUACAUCCUUCGUGGCAUCAUUUCCUAUGGCGCUGGGUGUGGCGUUCCCGCGUCGCCCGAAGUCUACACUGAUGUUGGAUUUUAUUGGAAUUGGAUCAACGAGAUCAUAUCAGGAUAGUUAAAUUAAAAUUGCUCAUGAUAUUCUUCUUUUAUUUAACUUUAGUUAGUAAAGCUUCUUAUUCUGUGUAAAAAAUAGUGCGUCUUCCUAGCAAGACCGACUAGCUGUUAUUCAUUUGUAUAGCCAAAUUUACAUUUCCAGAAAGCGUAAGCUUGAGCUUGUACUCGCUUAUAGCACUUACAAUUUUGUUGUUUAGAUGACAAGGGGUCAACAUCGUUGGAUGCAUACCGUUUUUGAUAUCAAAAAUAAAACAAUUAGUUUCAUUUAAU